This is a messenger RNA of Dendrobium catenatum, 1008 nucleotides long. RefSeq lists its product as uncharacterized. The coding region runs from base 1 to 1008 and encodes 335 amino acids. The transcript has a single exon. The record is from RefSeq and is a predicted model, not a curated record. Lineage: Eukaryota; Viridiplantae; Streptophyta; Magnoliopsida; Asparagales; Orchidaceae.
AUGACCUCAAUCGGUAUGAAUUGGAUACUCUGCUCCUUCAAGACUAAUGAGGCGGUUGAUGAAGUUUUAAACGGUGGACCCUGGUAUGUAAAUGGGUACAUAGUUGGUAUGGAUAGAUGGUCUCCGAUAUUUGAUCCAUAUUCAUUUAAAGGAAUCUCAGCUCCGGUAUGGAUCAGACUACCGUGCCUACCUCUGUAUUAUUGGGAUGAAGACAGUUUUGCGAGAAUUACUUCUCGGAUUGGCACACCGCUAUAUUUAGAUGGAAAUACUUUCCGUUGGGGAAAGAGAGAGUUUGCUCGCAUCUGUGUCAAGAUUGAUUUGGAAAAAAAGCUCCCAAAUGGUGUCUGGAUUGAUGGUCUUGCUGGAAGAUUCUUCCAAAGAGUCGAAUAUGAGAAGUUGAAUUUACUAUGCUAUCAUUGUGGUCGAGCGAGACAUGAAUUAAAUGCAUGUCCUGAGAAGGUUGUGCUGGGUAUUAAGAAUCAAGCUAUGGGUAACUCUGAAGAAAGCAUUGGUGAAGAAAGUAAAACAGAAGGAGGAAUUAAAAAUGCAGUGACUAAUGAGGAGUAUGGUCCCUGGAUUCAUGUCCAGUUUAAAAAUAGAUGGGUUUAUAAAAAUCUGGAUGGAAACAGAACUGACAAUGCUAUCAAGAAUAAAGGGAAAGAUAAUCUGGGGAAGAACAUUCAGAUAAAAGGUUUGCAAGUGCAGAAUAUACAGAUGAAUGAAAUCUCUACUAGAGAAGCCAAUGCAGACAAAGAAGGAAAUGCAAACAAAGAAGUCGAAUCAGGAAACUAUAAAGAAGGAAUAAUUCUGAAUAAUGCUUUUGAGGUUCUUAAUGAAGAUAAUGAAAUUGAAGGUCAAGACUUACAGGAUGAUGCUAUAAAUUUGCUGAUUAAGAGGAAGGAAGGAAUGAAAGAUAAUGCUGUGAAUGAAUGUAAAUCCAACUUGGCAUGUUCUGCUAAAAUAAAGUUGGCCAAGGAGCUUAGAUCAUUGGGCCCGGUUGAUCAAUAA